Syzygium oleosum is the source of this 2005-nucleotide messenger RNA. RefSeq names its product 1-aminocyclopropane-1-carboxylate synthase-like. The transcript has 4 exons. Bases 289 to 1749 code for a protein of 486 amino acids. The record is from RefSeq and is a predicted model, not a curated record. Gene Ontology annotation, biological process: biosynthetic process; amino acid metabolic process. Gene Ontology annotation, molecular function: transaminase activity; pyridoxal phosphate binding. Lineage: Eukaryota; Viridiplantae; Streptophyta; Magnoliopsida; Myrtales; Myrtaceae.
CUUCACAGUGCCCACCAUUCGUCGCCAAAGUUUAUAAUCAAAAGCCCGUCUCUUAAUUUCCAAGAACCUUCACUACUAGUGAGAUCAAGCCCAACAUUUACGUGUGUGUGUGUGUGUAUAUAUAGACUCCAUUUCCGAGCAUGAAUCACUCAACUUCCUCUCUUGCUCGUCUCAACGACAAUCUCGAAAUCUUUUCCCGCGAACUUUUCCUUCAUCUGUGCCUACCUUUCUUGCUAGAUUACAAGUUGCGAAGCUAAAAACCCAAGAAGCUCUUGUUCUUUGAAGACAAUGAGUUACAUUUCAAGCAACAGAACGCCGUUGUUAUCGAAAAUAGCCACCAACGAUGGCCAUGCCGAGAAGUCCCCGUAUUUUGAUGGGUGGAAGGCUUAUGACAAGAACCCAUUUCAUCCCACACAGAAUCCCAAUGGCGUUAUCCAAAUGGGUCUUGCAGAAAAUCAGCUUUGUUUCGAUUUGGUUCAAGAAUGGCUUGUGAACAACCCAAAAGCCUCCAUUUGCACUGAGGAAGGAGUGGACAAGUUCAGGGACAUUGCCAUCUUUCAGGACUAUCAUGGCUUGCCCGAGUUCAGAAACGCUGUGGCAAAGUUUAUGGGGAGAGUGAGAGGGGACAAGGUCAGGUUUGAGCCUGACCGGAUUGUCAUGAGCGGGGGAGCCACAGGAGCUCUUGAGCUGAUCACAUUUUGCCUGGCUGAUCCUGGUGAUGCAUUCUUGGUGCCAACCCCCUAUUAUCCAGGAUUUGAUCGAGAUUUGUGUUGGAGGACUGGAGCGCGACUUCUUCCCGUGGUCUGUCACAGCUCUAACAAUUUCAAGGUCACCAGGAAGGCUUUGGAAGAUGCAUACGCAAAAGCUGUUGAGGCCAACAUCAGAGUAAAAGGGUUGCUCAUAACCAAUCCAUCAAACCCACUGGGAACCAUCUUAGACCGAGACACGUUGAAAGAACUCAUGAGCUUCAUCAACGAGAAAAACAUCCACCUAGUUUGUGAUGAGAUAUAUGCUGCUACAGUCUUUCGUCAGCCCAAUUUCGUAAGCAUCGCGGAGAUAAUCGAGGAAGAUCAAGAAUACAAUCGCAACCUUGUCCAUAUAGUUUAUAGCCUCUCGAAAGAUAUGGGCUUCCCCGGUUUCAGGGUUGGGAUUGUGUAUUCAUACAAUAAUGCCAUGGUAGAGUGCGGCCGGAAGAUGUCCAGCUUCGGUCUAGUAUCCUCCCAAACUCAGUACCUAAUUGCAUCCAUGUUAUCGGAUGAUCAGUUCAUCGGGAAAUUCCUUUUAGAGAGUUCGGGGAGGUUAGCCACGAGGCAUAAGGAUUUCACUGACGGACUUCGUCAAGUAGGCAUCAAGUGCUUGAACAGCAAUGCGGGUCUCUUCUUAUGGAUGGAUUUGAGGGGGCUCCUCAGGGAGAGCACUGUGGAGGCAGAGGCGGCUUUGUGGCGUGUCAUAAUUAACGAUGUCAAGCUCAAUGUCUCUCCGGGUUCUUCCUUUCACUGUUCAGAGCCAGGAUGGUUCAGAGUUUGCAUUGCCAACAUGAAUGAGGAGACCAUGAAGGUCGCUUUAACACGAAUCCGAGAGUUUGUGCUGAGGAAUGGCGAUAAGCCGGGCAGGAAGGAAAAGUCUUGCCAGAGCAACCUAAGACUCAACUUCCCGUUCCGAAGAAUGGAAGAUGUGAUGAGGACGCCCUGCAUUAUGUCCCCUCACUCGCCCAUCCCUCAAUCACCACUGGUUCAAGCCAGAACUUGAAGAUGAUAAUCGCGUAAUUCUACAAAAGGGAAAAUUAAAUUCAAUUUUUCUGUGAAAUUCAACGUUGUCCAAAUGUAAAACAGCGCACUGGAGUCCUUAUGUGCUUAGUAGAUAGAUCAAACAUUCUUUUGGUAGACAAGAAAAAAAAAAUAGGUCAGGACUAUUACCUUGUAACUGGGUGCAAAAUGCAUCCUGCGAAAAGUUAAUUUGUUCGUUCUUUCAUUCCAUUUUUUCAUCAAGCAUGGCAUUUUAAGUC